Molecule: messenger RNA, 1905 nt
Organism: Babesia microti strain RI
Lineage: Eukaryota; Apicomplexa; Aconoidasida; Piroplasmida; Babesiidae
Product: conserved Plasmodium protein, unknown function
Exons: 2
Coding region: 1-1905 (634 amino acids)
Biological process (GO): peptidyl-lysine monomethylation
Molecular function (GO): protein-lysine N-methyltransferase activity
Source: RefSeq, a predicted model, not a curated record
AUGAGAUGUAAGUUUUUGUUACUGUUUUUGUUAGUUGUAUCUACUUGUCAAUUUAAAAUUGGCAGUAGCAGGUUGGGUAAUUGGUCCAUCAAAAUAGAUGAGGUUGGAAUCCAACCGUAUAUAAACGACAUUAGGGAUAGGUAUAAUGGAAUUUUGAGUAGAGUUGGAGAAAGUGUUGAGAUACCAAAUGUGCAGUGUGAUUGGCAGCAAUUUGGACUAAUUGCCACAGUUGACGUUAAGCCUGAUGAGAUUCUUUGCUCUAUACCCAUAACCAGAUGUAUAACAACCGGUUAUGUCGAGGAAAUUUUAUUCGGGAAAUCUGUAAAUCUCAGCGGAGAUGAUGGUGAACUGAUUGAUUUGGUACAAGGCUUUGAAGAAGAUAUUUAUAGACAAUCAUACUUGGUAGCUAGGAAGACACUAGAGCUGCUAACGGUUAAAUUGCAAGAUUGCAAUGAGUUGCCUAUCCAUAUCACACAAAACGAGGCGAAAAUAUUUAUUUUGGCUUAUGGUCUGACUAUUAUGCUGUACACUCAGCAAUUAAAUAAUCCGGAUAUGCAACAAUAUUUAAGUGCAGAUAAGGGUCACCUUCCCAUUAUGCUAGGCGCUAAAGUGCUAGAAUUGGCGCAAGAUAAAUUGCUGACUAAUAAAGUGAUGAGAUACAGGAGAUGUUUGGAUGAGUUGGCAACUGUACCUUUUGGGGUAAAUGAGUUCUUAUUACGGAUUGACAGGGAAUUAGGCUUGUCAGUUUAUCGUCACUCAGAUACAUUUGCCCCUAAAGGGCCAAUUUUUCAAGAUUUUAAGACAUCUGCUCAACAUACACUCUGCAAAUUAGCACAAUUGUGCUAUCCACGUGCCAUUAGUGACGAUCGGAAAUUUGGAGAGUUCAAGAAACUGUUAUAUCGUGUAUUUUGCACAGUGUGUAGAUACAAUGUGUGGCCAAACUUCAAGUGUAUUGCUGAUCCUACGAUUAGUGACGGUGCAGCUGGAAUUGGGGCUAUAGCUGACUCAAAAACUCAGUAUUCAUUUCCUUUGAUUAUUCCAAUUGUCGGGUUUUGCAACCAUUCAUCCACUGAUUCAAAUGCACUAAUUUCCAUAAGUAGCUUUGAACACGGCGAGAUGUGCGUUAAUCUGAUAUCAAAAGGUAAAAUAGGUGUAAAUGAACAAGUACUUAUAGAUUAUGGAGAUUAUCCCAACCAUUUAUUUUACUUAAACUAUGGAUUUAUUCCAUCAUAUAAUCCACACAAUCUGGUGUACGUUGAGGCUGAUUGUGAUUCAAUAUUAAAAGCAGCCAACGAUAUUGGUCACGGGGAUAAAUUGCCCAGCUGCUAUCCCAGGGGUUUGCCCAGGGAAAAGUUGGACCUAAUAGAUCAAUUAAAUAUCUUUGAGAAGGUGCAAGAAGUUGAUUGGCUGAAAUUUUAUAAAACCCCCUACUAUAGCGGCGUUCCAUUGGUGACGUAUCAGGAACAUGUUGCUAAGUUUGGCGACAAGGAUCCGUUGCAGUACUAUUUAAACCCACAACCUGCAUUGCAGGUUGCAACAAAGGUUAAUACGGAAAAUUUUGUCUGUGAUUUUAAGUCCAAGGCCAAUAGGUUUAUUUGGAUUAAACCAGAUGGUCAGAUUGAUUCUAGGUUAUUACUCGCGCUUAAGAUCUCAUUGUGCAAGAAGAAAUCAUUGUUAACUGAAGUUUUGCAUACCGACUAUGAAGAUGCAACCGCCAACAAAAUACUUGUAGAGUUUCUUAAAUAUUGCAUUUCCGAUCGAUUUUACAAAACUCAUUUGCAGGAUGUACGUCAAGUUGCGCAGUGUUCCAACAAUUACGGGAAAGUCAUGGCACUUUACUAUGCCUUGUCAAUCAAGUUGCAGAUACUGGAGGCUAUUAAACAAUUUGUGCGCAGUCCUAGUUGA